UUUCUCUCUCCGUCUCUGGGGGCGAGGAGGGGGCCGAGGGCCCGUGGGAGCCUUGCUCUUCUCUCCCCUCUGUGGCUCGGGGGUCUCGGUCGGCGUCCUCCUCCUCCUCCUCCUGCAGCCGUCUCCAUGUGCCCGGGAAAGGGAGCCCGGCGGACCCGGCUCCCGCCGCCGCCGGUGCUGCUGCUGCUGCUUCUGCUGAACGCUGUGCACCAGGCCCCAGUAGAGGCAACUGGUGAAGGAGCAUUCUGCAGGACAGGAUUUCCUGAAGAUGUUUACAAUGCUGUCUUAUCGAGAGGCAUGCGUGAAGGACAACGUCUUCUCAAUGCGAUGUUUAACAACUGCAACGGGGACAGGAGGGUACAGUAUGCAAGCAGCGAGCCGGCGGAUUUCAGGGUGGACGAAGAUGGCGUGGUUUAUGCAGCCAGAGGGUUUCAGACGCCUCCGGAGCAAGCAGAAUUCACCAUCUAUGCUCACGACGUUGAAACCGAGGAAAAGUGGCAGAUGGCAAUAAAGCUGACCCUGGAGCCCACGGGCACGGAAAGCUCGUUGCCAGAAAAGUCACUGCAGGAACGACAGAAAAUUGAAGAAAUCGUAUUUCCACACCAACCACCGAAGCAGACUGGCCACCUUCAGAGGCAGAAGAGAGAUUGGGUGAUCCCCCCAAUCAACUUGCCCGAAAACUCCAGAGGGCCGUUUCCUCAGGAACUCGUUAGGAUCAGAUCGGAUAGAGAUAAAAAUCUGUCGCUGCGGUACAGCGUAACCGGACCUGGAGCGGACCAACCUCCGACGGGCAUCUUCAUCAUCAAUCCCAUCUCGGGUCAGUUGUCAGUCACCAAGCCUCUGGAUCGGGAGCUGAUCGCACGUUUUCACCUGAGGGCCCAUGCGGUGGAUAUAAAUGGAAAUCAAGUGGAGAAUCCCAUUGACAUUGUCAUCAACGUUAUCGAUAUGAAUGACAAUAGACCCGAAUUCUUACACCAGGUUUGGAAUGGAACUGUUCCUGAAGGAUCAAAACCAGGAACUUACGUGAUGACUGUAACGGCCAUUGACGCUGAUGAUCCUAACGCACAAAACGGAAUGCUGAGGUACAGAAUUUUGUCCCAGGCUCCAAACACCCCUUCCCCAAACAUGUUCACAAUCAACAAUGAGACCGGCGAUAUUAUAACAGUGGCGGCUGGACUUGAUAGAGAGAAAGUGCAGCAGUAUACGUUAAUAAUUCAAGCUACAGACAUGGAAGGAAAUCCAACAUAUGGUCUUUCAAACACAGCAACUGCCAUCAUCACAGUGACAGAUGUCAAUGACAAUCCUCCAGAAUUCACCGCUAUGACUUUCUAUGGUGAAGUCCCUGAAAACAGGGUGGAUGUCAUAGUAGCCAAUCUAACUGUGACCGAUAAGGAUCAACCACACACUCCCGCCUGGAAUGCAGUUUACAGAAUCACGGGCGGGGAUCCCACAGGGCGCUUCGCUAUUCAGACCGACCCGAACAGCAAUGACGGCUUAGUAACGGUUGUGAAGCCAAUCGACUUUGAGACCAAUCGAAUGUUUGUACUUACUGUAGCUGCGGAAAACCAAGUGAUGUUAGCCAAGGGUAUUCAGCAUCCACCCCAGUCGACGGCCACCGUCUCUGUCACCGUCAUCGAUGUGAACGAGAACCCCUAUUUUGUCCCGAACCCCAAACUCGUGCGUCAGGAGGAGGGACUCAGGGCUGGCACCAUGUUAACAACCUUCACAGCUCAGGAUCCAGAUCGUUACAUGCAGCAGAGCAUUAGGUAUACCAAGCUGUCAGACCCUGCCAACUGGCUAAAAAUAGAUCCUAUCAAUGGUCAAAUAACUACAGUCGCGGUUUUGGAUAGAGAGUCCCCAAAUGUGAAAAGCAAUAUGUACAAUGCUACCUUCCUCGCUACUGACAAUGGAAUUCCUCCAAUGAGUGGAACUGGCACGCUACAGAUAUAUUUGCUGGACAUCAACGACAACGCUCCUCAAGUGUUACCUCAAGAAGCUGAAACCUGUGAAACACCAGACCCCAAUUCAAUUAACAUCACAGCCCUCGACUAUGACAUUGAUCCGAAUGCUGGACCAUUUGCUUUUGAUCUCCCCAUGAAUCCUGCUACCAUUAAGAGGAACUGGACUAUCACCCGUCUCAAUGGUGAUUUUGCUCAACUUAACUUGAAGAUCAAGUUUCUGGAAGCCGGGAUCUAUGAAGUGCCCAUCAUCAUCACAGACUCCGGCAAUCCCCCCAAAUCCAACACUUCGAUUCUGCGGGUGAAGGUCUGCCAGUGCGACUCCAACGGCGAUUGCACGGAUGUCGACCGGAUCGUGGGGGCGGGCUUGGGAACUGGUGCCAUCAUCGCCAUCCUCCUCUGCAUCAUCAUUUUACUCAUCCUGGUCUUGAUGUUCGUUGUAUGGAUGAAGCGUCGGGACAAGGAACGCCAGGCCAAGCAGCUUCUGAUUGAUCCUGAAGAUGACGUCAGAGACAAUAUCUUAAAAUAUGACGAGGAAGGUGGUGGAGAAGAAGACCAGGACUAUGACUUAAGCCAGCUGCAGCAACCUGAUACUGUGGAACCUGACGCUAUCAAACCUGUUGGGAUCAGAAGGCUUGAUGAGAGACCCAUUCACGCAGAACCUCAGUAUCCGGUCAGAUCAGCAGCACCGCACCCCGGUGACAUUGGCGACUUCAUUAAUGAGGGACUGAAAGCAGCGGACAACGAUCCCACAGCACCGCCCUACGACUCUCUCCUAGUCUUCGACUACGAAGGCAGCGGCUCCACCGCAGGGUCUUUAAGUUCCCUGAAUUCCUCAAGUAGCGGCGGUGAGCAAGACUAUGAUUACCUAAAUGACUGGGGACCACGUUUCAAGAAACUCGCCGACAUGUACGGCGGGGGUGACGACUGAACUUCAGCUGGAACUUGGUUUUUGGACAAGUACAAACAUUUCAACUGAUAUUCCCCCAAAAGCGUACAGAGCUAGGCUUUAACUUUGUAGUCUACUAGCACAAGUGCUUGCUAAAGGCUUUGGCAUAGGCUGCAAACCAAUUCGGGCUCAGUGGAAUAUCAGUAAGCCAAUACCGUUUGGAAAAAAACAAAAUAUUGAGCUCAGUUACACUUGAAUUUUACAGUACAGAAGCACUGGGAUUUUAUGUGCCUUUUUGUACCUUUUUCAGAACGGAAUUAGUUUUAUGUUUAAGGCUUUAAUGGUACUGAUUUCUGAAAUGAUGAGUAAAAGAGAAGCUCUUUUGAAAUGGGAAGCAGUAAGUUAAACCGUGAUAUGCUUCAACGUGCUCUUGUUACAUUGUGUUGCUUUUAUUAAAAUACAGAUUAUGAAAAAAAAACACCUCAUGGAGCGGUUUUAUUAUCAUGGGGUGGAGGCCAUGAGAGAGAAAAAUUGUACAUCACUUCUAGUUUUAGAUCUAGAUUUUCUUUUUCACUAAAAUUCUAAAAACAGCUGGUGGCAAAUAAAGGGAGUUUUCAUAUCACCAGUGUGUAGCAGAAUUGUGAUUUUUUUUCUCCGUAAACUAGAAUGUUAGAGACAUUUUGGUCUUAAUCCAUGUACACUUUUUUAUUUCUUGUAUUUUUUUUCACAUCACUGUAAAAAUGGUAUGUGUACAUAAUGUUUUAUUGGCAUAGUCUAUGGAGAAGUGCAGAAACUUCAGAACAUGUAUGUAUUAUUUGAACUUUGGAUUCCAGUUUUUGCAUGUUUAUAGCUUUCGUUAUGGGUAAAGUAUUUACAAAACAGGUUUAAACAAGUGACAUUGAUUCAUUGUUGAGCUGUAGUUAGAAUACUCAUUUUUUAAAUUUUUUUAUUUUAUUUGUUUUGUUUUUGAUUUGGGGAGGGAGAAAAGUUCUUAGCACAAAUGUUUUACAUAAUUUGUACCAAAAAAAAAAAAAAGAAGAAGAGGGUGUCCUGAUACCGGUGACAAGGCUAAAUGUGUGUUUUAAAAAAAAGCUUUUAAACUGGAGAGACUUCUGACAGCUUUGCCUCUGUAUUGUGUACCAGAAUAUAAAUGAUCCACCUCUCACCCUGGCGUUCUGAAUAAAAUGCUAAUUUUGGAUCCGG
This is a messenger RNA of Tachyglossus aculeatus (Australian echidna), 4050 nucleotides long. It is a transcript of the gene CDH2, whose product is annotated as cadherin 2. Gene Ontology annotation, molecular function: calcium ion binding; cadherin binding. Lineage: Eukaryota; Metazoa; Chordata; Mammalia; Monotremata; Tachyglossidae. Gene Ontology annotation, biological process: cell morphogenesis; adherens junction organization; cell-cell junction assembly. Bases 127 to 2889 code for a protein of 920 amino acids. Gene Ontology annotation, cellular component: neuron projection; intercalated disc; cytoplasm. The transcript has 16 exons. The record is from RefSeq and is a predicted model, not a curated record.